Ictalurus punctatus (channel catfish) is the source of this 2026-nucleotide messenger RNA. Its product is annotated as 7-methylguanosine phosphate-specific 5'-nucleotidase. The transcript is spliced from 8 exons. Bases 471 to 1385 code for a protein of 304 amino acids. Gene Ontology annotation, molecular function: magnesium ion binding; 5'-nucleotidase activity. Lineage: Eukaryota; Metazoa; Chordata; Actinopteri; Siluriformes; Ictaluridae. The record is from RefSeq and is a predicted model, not a curated record. Gene Ontology annotation, cellular component: cytoplasm.
UCGUCUCUAGCUGUUUGGGAAAAUGUGCGCUUCCCCACCCGUAUUCCGGUUGACAGUUACAGGCUAGUAGGUUAGGGGCGGGGCUUGUCGGUAUACGGGCGGAACAAGAAAAAAAUACAUUACUGGUGUUUUUGGCGGGAAAGCCGCCAUUUUGAAUGUGUAAAUGUUGGACUGUAAAUUUGCAUAAUCAUUUUUAUUCCUUUUUCAUUUAAUUAUUUUAUUUUACGUUUGUUUAUAUAUAUUUAUUUACUUAUUUAUUCACUUAUUUUGAUGUGCAUGAGUGUUUUCUGGUUUUGAGGAAAUGUAUGAUAUAAAUGAAACUAGUUAUUUUAUUUGAACUGAGGUGUAGUUUAUUGUAGUUUGUAGUCGUUAUUAAGUGUAAUAAGGCUCGGCGUCGGGAGCGGUGUGUGACAGCGGAUGUAAAACUGAUCUUUAUUACAGUAAAGAUCCGCCCCUGUGGUUGUGAUAAAAUGGGUUUAAUAGAGUUAAAGGUUGUUCUUUUGCAGAUUCCGGAGCUGAAGCACGCGUCGGUGCGUAUGAGAGACGGAGGACGAGUGGAGACCAUCAUCGAACACAUGCGGAGAGAAGGACCUAAUGCACUGCAGGUGAUUUCUGACUUCGACAUGACGCUCACCAGAUUUGCUCACAAAGGGACACGCUGCCCUACCUCAUACGGUAUUCUACACAGCAGCACUGUCAUUAGCGAGGACUGUAAAGCCAAGAUGUCGGAUUUGUUUGAUCUUUAUUACCCUGUUGAGAUCAACAACUCGAUGUCGGUGGAGGAGAAAAUCCCUCACAUGGAGGAAUGGUGGACGCGAGCUCACGAUUUGCUCAUCAAAGAGCAAAUCAGGAAAGACCAGCUGGUUCAGGCUGUAAGAGACUCCGGCGCCAUGUUGAGAGAGGGGUACAAGUCUUUCUUUGACGUGCUGCGGUGGAACUCUGUUCCUCUGCUGAUCUUCUCAGCCGGAGUCGGAGAUAUUUUAGAAGAAGUGAUCACUGAACACGGGGUCUUCCACCCAAACGUGCGCGUCUUCUCCAACUACAUGGACUUCGACCAACACGGUGUGGUGCGUGCAUUUAAGGGCGAUGUGAUCCACACGUUUAAUAAAAGAGAGGGCGCUCUACAGAACACACAGCAGUUCGUACACGAUCGCAGCAACGUGCUGCUGCUGGGAGAUUCGCUGGGAGACCUGGACAUGGCCGACGGCGUGCAGGGCCUCCGCAACAUCCUGCGCAUCGGCUACCUCAACGACAAGGUCGAGGAGAGGAGGGAGGCGUACGUCAAGUCUUACGACAUCGUGCUGGAGAAGGACGAGACGCUGGACGUCCCAAAUGCAAUACUUAAUUACAUCACAGCGGAGAAACGAGACCACACGCCCGUCUGAAAGGUCACCCAGCCAAUGGGAAACCAGCAUCCCAGCCAGCGGCCAGUCAGGAUUAAGCUGGGGUUCGGAUCAUCCGUAAUAGCGUGUCUUUUAUUAUUUUUUCCCUCAGAUUUUAUGUUAUUUUUUAUACAUUUUUCUAAAUGGGGUGAGUUUCUCAUAUCUAAAUAUUUGAGAUAUUUUCGCUCAUACAUUAAAACGUCCAUCUCCACUCUACACUGUAAUCUCGUACAGGAGAUAAACUCGUAUGUUAUUCACAACGGAACAUAGAAAACAUAUUAAAAUGUUUAAACUGAGGAAAUGGACCGUUUUAAGGGGAAAAUAAGGUCACUUUGAGUUUGAUGGCCGCAACACGUCUCAAAAAGUCGGGACUGGGGACAACACAAGGCUCUUUUUAUACUCAAUCACGUUUCUGACCUGUCGCCAGUUUACCUCCAGCUGUUUCUUUCCAGUAGCACUUUACUUUUCCAGCCUUUUGUUGCCUCCCAUUUGUGUAAUGUAAAUUAUAAGAGAAUUAAAAAGUGUUUUUGACCUUGGCUACACUAAAACAUGGACCAAAUGAAUAUUUUGCGCACAAAAAAGAAUUCUGUACCUUUUUUCAUCUGUACUUUUAUUUUAUUUAAAUCUCAUUUUAAGAACUUGCA